GCGCAUUGGGUUUUCCAACGAUGGCUGCCACCAGCGCCUUGGAUGGUGAAAGCCUGGACCCUUGCAGGCGGGAUUUUAUUGUAUUUUCAGUAGCACGAUCGGUUGCCUUGAAAGUCUUUACGUACACCCUCAAGCUUGGGUUCAAAAGGCCCAAAGGGAGUUGUAUUGGCUGGGUGUCCGCCUUUCAGACUGUGUUGGUUUGGGGCGCCACGUUAAUGAGCACAAUUUCGCCCAUAAUUUACCAGUUAGAAAGCCAGGGUUGAGUUUUGACUGCUGUAACUAUACAGCGGUGUCCGAGAAGGGCAAACUUUGGCACGUUGAACGGCUAGUCAUUGGUGUGUUCAAUUUUGUCGCAUGUCCAUUGGACCUUCACAUGCCAAAAUAUAUAGGGAGGAAACUAGCAUCAUGAAUCCCAGCGUCGUGUGUGCUUUCGCG
Messenger RNA from Blastomyces dermatitidis ER-3, 435 nucleotides. RefSeq lists its product as uncharacterized. The record is from RefSeq and is a predicted model, not a curated record. Bases 21 to 263 code for a protein of 80 amino acids. NCBI's taxonomy places the organism in Eukaryota, Fungi, Ascomycota, Eurotiomycetes, Onygenales, Ajellomycetaceae. The transcript has a single exon.